Caenorhabditis auriculariae is the source of this 1775-nucleotide messenger RNA. NCBI's taxonomy places the organism in Eukaryota, Metazoa, Nematoda, Chromadorea, Rhabditida, Rhabditidae. The record is from the annotation of a GenBank genome assembly.
AUGGCUACACUUGCCUUGUACUACGUUCCUUGAAUGUUUUCUGUUCUGCAACAACUUUUUAUUCUUUCUUUGCAAUCACAACUGAAAGAUUGAUUGCCACGGUUUAUUUCUCAACUUAUGAGAGUUUCAGUUGUCGCUUGGGACAGUUUCUUUCUUUUCUACUGGUUGGGUUUCUUAAGAGUUGGAAAGAAUGAUCUUGAGCUUCAGAUCACGGUUUCGUUUUCCCUGACUUAUUGGCUUUUUUACGACUAUCCAACGGAAAUAGAUAUGACGUAUUGCUCUGUGAUGUCUCCCACGAACUUCACCAGAAUGAACUUCUUCAUGGUAAGUAGCAAUCGAAAAAUUGCCUAAUACCACUGUUUUUCUCUCAGAGUUCUUCCUUAACUGUCGAAAUAUUGGCGGUUAUUAUUUUCAACGGGUUGCUUUACAUAAAUAGAAAACGGAAGUCAGAUACAAGUACUCUGAAACUCGCUGCAAGGUAAAUUCAAAAAAACUUUGAGAGCUGAAAAACGUGAUUUCAGAUAUCAAUUGACUGAAAACAUCAAUACGUUAACAAUGUGUAUUCCCCUUGCUUGUUGUCAUUUCGCUGUGGUUUUCUCAAUUUGCAUCACCUACAAAUUACGCAUAAAGUUCCAGAGCUUCUUCAUGGAUGAUACGACGUUUGAAGUGCGUUUUUUUUUCAAAAAAUUAUAAUGUUCCACGUCCCACGGAACGGUUCUAAAAACUCCCCAUUAAGUUUGGAAGAAAAACCUUCCUGGCCCUUUUUAUGGUUUUUUUUUCUUAGAAAUGUUCAUUAGAGAAAAAGUCUAAGAGAAUAAGGAACCGAAAUUUUGAAAAAAACAUUUUUUGGAAAAGAAAACUGCGAAGAAACUUUCUGAGACUCCUAGGUAGCAUUGAAUUGCCAUCUUCCAAAAAAAUUAAAUUUACCAAGAUCCCACUUCUUUUUAUAGACUUUCUUCUCAAUUUAGAAUAUUUCAUUCUUGGUUUUUGAGUUUUUCAUUUCUCUUUGUUUUGCAUUCAUUUCCGAAAGACUGUUUAGAAAAACAAAAUAAUUUAUUUCAAUCAACCGUGAAAUUCGAACUUUCGGUUUUUUCAGUAGAAAAUAUUUUGCUGCAAUAUCUCAAAAUAUCAAAACUGAGAAGAAUGUAGCAGCCUAAAAAACUCCAUUAAUGAAAACAGACGUCAUGCAUUUUUUUCAUUUUUAAUAGCCAAGGGUGCACUUUAUAACUACGUAGACACAAUAUGCUUUUGACAUAACGUAUUUCCGAAUUUUAUGAAAGUUCAAACGAUGCAAAUGUAGAUCUUUGCUGUCAAGUAAAGGUCUAAACUUCAUUCAACAAAUUUGAAUGUAGCAGCCUAAAAAAAGCUUUUUGAAAACUUCAUAGAAUAGCCAUGUAAAUUGUAACCUUCAAUUCCCUAUUUUUCAAGAUAUCAGAGGCCGGACUGAUUAACAGAAAUUAAGAAAAGCCGACUUUUGAAAAACUUUCAAAAAAAGAACUCAGUUGGCAUUUUGAUGUUCAAAAAUUUAAAUGACUUAGUGAAUCUGGUUUCAAGAACAAUUUGCGACAAGUUCAAUACUUUUCCAGGAACUUGUGAGCCAUGCAGAGAUCUACGGCUGCCUGAUCCCGAUCGUUGGACUCAUCGAAUACAGACUGAUGCAAAAAAGGAAAAGAAGAGUAAUGGCUGGAAAUUUUGUGAACGUCCGCGACCACAUGGAGAAAAUGGAUGCCUUGACGAUUGCCCAUUUCCGGGUUAUGCGAAACGUCUGGAACUAG